Molecule: messenger RNA, 2775 nt
Organism: Cryptomeria japonica (Japanese cedar)
Lineage: Eukaryota; Viridiplantae; Streptophyta; Pinopsida; Cupressales; Cupressaceae
Product: disease resistance RPP13-like protein 4
Exons: 1
Coding region: 1-2775 (924 amino acids)
Biological process (GO): defense response to fungus
Molecular function (GO): ADP binding; protein binding
Source: RefSeq, a predicted model, not a curated record
AUGGCUGAAGGACAUGUUGUUGAGAUUGCCAAAGCCGUGGUUGGAAAGCUCGGCGAGAUUGUAGUGAAUGAAGCAAAGCUGGUUCUCAACUUCAGAGAGGACUUUGAAUGGUUGCAAACGCAGCUCACAGAUAUUUCUGGUUAUCUACAAGCUGCAGACCAGCAAAGUGCGCUCGAUGCUUCUACCAAACGCUGGUUGACGGAAGUGAGCGAUAUUGCUCUUGAUGCAGAAGAUAUAGUUGAUGAGUGCGCUGUUGAGCCUUUGUAUACAAGGCCCACUCAAUCAUCAUGUUUCCGCUGCUUUAGUCAAUCAAUCUUCCAGCGUAAGAUGGGGAAGAGGAUUAAAGAUCUGAAAGAUAGGAUGAGCUCUGCUAUUAAAAAGGCAGGGGAGCUCAGUCUUGUUCGUCAGGUGUUGAAUUCGAAUCAGGCUUCAACUAGUACUUCUGAAAGAGAAAGAGGAAUGACAGGAUGGAAUGCCUUGGAGGAAGAUUCACGAGAAGUGGGUGUGGAGCAGAAGGUGAAGGAAAUAGAGAGAUUGUUAGAGGAUCCUGCUGUUGGUGUUGUUGCCGUCGUGGGUAUGGGCGGCCUGGGGAAGACAUUCCUUCUAAAGAAUGUCUACGACAGAAUUAAAGGUAGGUAUGACCAUCCUGCCUGGAUUUCUGUUUCGGAGACUUAUUCUCUUAGAAAGAUACAGUCUGACUUGGCCUCCAACAUUGAUUUACAAAUAAACGAUCAGAUAACUGAUUUCCGAGCAGCUGAAUUGAUACAAAGUAGGUUGCAUGGCAAAACAUGUUUGAUUGUUCUGGAUGAUGUGUGGAAGAGUAGUGUCGAUGGUAACUUGAUAUCAAGACUCGGUCUUCCCACUGGAAGAAAUAAUAAGUGUCAAAUUUUAGUUACCAGCAGAAGUAGAGAUGUUGCUGCACACUUAAAUGCCUAUGUGUAUGAGAUGCAACUCCUAUCCAAAGGGAACAGCUUGAAGCUGUUUUGCCUUUUUGCAUUUCCAGGUCUUAAGAAAAAUAGGCCCCCUGAGCAUCUGGAGAGCGUGGCAGAUCAAAUUGUAGAAGAAUGCGGGAGGUUGCCACUGGCCGUUAAGACAAUUGCGGCAUCCUUGGCAAGCUGUUCGGACUUGGGGUUGUGGGAGUCAAAACUGAGAAAAUUAAAAGAUGUAGCAGGGGCAGAUGACUCCACGAUGCAGAUCCUCAAGUUGAGUUACACAUCUCUUCCUCCUUAUCUCAAAGCUCGUUUUGCUUAUUUUUCUUUCUUUCCAGAGGACACAAAGAUCUCUUUUUCUACAAUGAAAAGUAUAACAGAAAUAAAUCAGGAAUAUUUGAUAAACUUGUGGAUAGCCGAAGGGUUUAUUCCACAAGAAAAGGACACAGAACAGUAUGAUAAUGGAUUGACUUACUUGCAACAACUAAGAAAUCUUUGUCUGUUUGAAUUAGACAGAGUUGGAGCUUGUUACACCGUUCAUGACUUGUUUGUUGAUUUGGUUGUUAAUAUAAGUAAAGAACAUAAGUGUGAAUUUAAUCUUCCAGUGAAAAAAACAAGUUGCCGCAGGUUGCUAUUGUCUAAACAGGGUAUAACUACAAAUGCAAUUUUAGAAAGCUCUCUUGACCGCCAACGAUCUCUCCGCACUAUCUCAUUCUCUCACAAUCCAGAUAUUACAAGUAUUCCAAAAUGCUUAUUUGAUCAUCUCAGAGUGCUCCGGAUUGUCGACUUUAGUAGCACUACGAUCUCUACACUACCAAAAUGUGUCGGAAGAUUGAAGCUUUUAAAGGUUCUCAAUUUGUCUCACACAAAAAUUAGGGAGCUGCCUCAUUGUGUUAGAAGACUCAAGAGUCUUGAGUAUCUUGAUGUUUCCGGAUGCACUAGCAUACAAUGUCUACCUAACUGGAUAGGUGAACUCAAGUCUCUUUCCCAUCUUGAUAUAAACAACUGUUCUGAAAAACUUUCUAACAGUCAUGUACCCAAAGGAAUAUCAAAUCUUGUGAGUCUGAGGACACUGAGGUCAGAGGUCUUCCCAUUGUCUAUAAAAGAGAAUCAGUUCUUAAAUGUUAAAGACGUCGGCAAUUUGAUUAAUCUUCAGGAAAUAAGUUUUCGUUUACAAGAUAUAGGUGCGUUGAGAAGUGUAGAAUAUGGUACCCUUGAGGGUCUGGUGAGGAUGAGAGUUCUUCUGGUACAGAAUGACAUUCCAGAAUGGGAGUGCCGUAAGUUAGAAGAAUACAAUCUUCUAACAUGUGACUGUGACGGUGACAUAGAAGAAUACAAUCUUCCAGCAUUCCCAAAGAAAAUGAAUGUUAUGAAAGAUCUUCAACAACUUGGCCUUUGUCGUUUCUCCGUGCCAAGUUGGAUAUGUGAUAUGGUAAAUUUGACAGAACUUUCAUUGGUCGAGUGCACUGGUUAUAAGUCGCUCAAAAACAUGCCCAACCUACAGACAUUGACUUUGAUGGGAGAUUCGAGAUGCAGACAAUUUCCGAAGAACUUUGGCGCGAGUGGGGGAUUUCCUAAGCUGGUUAAGCUGCGUAUUGUUCAGUUCCGUAUUGUGGAGGAGUUGCCGGCAUUGGAGGUGGGAGCAAUGCAACGUCUUCAACUACUACAUAUAUGUGAUUGUCCGUGGGUGAAGAAAGUUCCAAAGGGAUUUGAGCUGCUGACGAGACUAAAGAGGAUAGUUGUUGAUGAGGCAAGUGAUCAGUUAAUGGAAAGUUUAAAGGAAGGCGGGGAAGAUUGGAAUAAAAUCAAAGCUAAUAAUUUCAACAUUGAGAUCGAGUUUUUAUAG